GCCGAUUACAUGCUAAGUACAAUCCGGCGCACGCGUCGCUGUAUAGAAUAAACCCUACUGGCGUUACCCAUCGCUAUGUUAAAAAUGAAACUUAUAUGUUUACUGUGCGUGGUGGCUGCUUCACUAGCAGCACCGCAAAAGCCUGCAGACCAAGUCAUAGCAAUUCUGAAACAGGAAUUCGACCAACAAGCAGACGGAUCUUAUGUUUACAGUUACGAGACUGAAAAUGGCAUUAAAGCGGACGAGCAGGGAACCUUAAAGAAGGCGAGCGGCCCUGACAGCAACGAUGUUAUAGUGGCACAGGGAGCCUUCAGCUACACUGCACCUGAUGGGACGGUCAUCAAUCUUAAUUAUGUCGCUGACGAUGAAAAUGGUUUUAGACCUGAGGGUGCCCAUUUACCAACACCACCACCAAUUCCGCCAGCAAUACAGAAGGCUUUGGACUACCUUGCAACUUUACCACCUCCGCCCCCAUCAAGAGCUUAACCAAGCCCACGCUAAAGAACCGAAUCUCGACAACUCGACAAAACUGCACGGUGUACUCUAAUUUAAGUAAGCAAGCGAAAAAUAACAAAAAUAAAUGCUCAAAAAUCGAUCUGUGAUAGACCAUAUAUUGAUGUCAUGAAAUUAUAUACAUAUUUAUUAUUUAUUAAACGCAAAAUCAGUGCCAAAGAUGCAUUGCAAAUUA
Molecule: messenger RNA, 688 nt
Organism: Pieris brassicae (large cabbage white)
Lineage: Eukaryota; Metazoa; Arthropoda; Insecta; Lepidoptera; Pieridae
Gene: Cpr49Ae
Product: endocuticle structural glycoprotein ABD-4-like
Exons: 4
Coding region: 76-486 (136 amino acids)
Cellular component (GO): chitin-based extracellular matrix
Molecular function (GO): structural constituent of chitin-based larval cuticle
Source: RefSeq, a predicted model, not a curated record